CCGUGCUCCGUCGUGGGAGUGAGAUCGCGGAGGAACGUUCGCUCGCGGUGUGGUCGUACUCGCGCGCGCGGGGUUACGACGGUCCGUCGUCUGACAGUUUGCGCGCGGGGGUGGUGCGUAACUUUGCGAAACGCGACGCGACGCAGCGCGGCACGACGGGACGAGAGCGAGACGAGAGGCGAAUCCGCGAGCGAGCCUGUGCGGAUUCGCGGAGCUGGCCGCGGGUGCAGCCGGAGCCAGCUGGGUGCAGCAGUCGCGCCGCGUUCUUUCGUGCACGUCCUUUCCCUCUCUCUCUCUCUCUGCACGUCGCAUCCGUCCGCAUCUUCCGCGUUCCUUCCCGCGGAACGAGGCAUCGACCGAAGCGGAGGAACGACUCGUCGACGACGGUUGCGACGAGCGCGAUUGCUCGGGACCGGUUCUCAGGCGCGGGAAGGCAUCUCUCGUCGAACUCAGGCAGAACCUCGGCGAGACAUUUCAUCGGUCGCCUCCCGCGGCGCGUCCCAGAGAACGAUGCGAUACUCGAUGACGUGAUCGACCUCUCGGUCAGCUACGCGCCGUGACCUCGUUCAAGUGGCGGCUGGCCAUUUACUUGAUUUUUCGUGAGCGAGCACGGCGCUUGAAACAGCACCGAACACGUCGCUUUUUCCGUGGUGUCGAACAAGACGAAGAGGGAAUUUUGGCAGAAAGGGGCGCCUUUCGACGAGGUGCUCGAAGUUAGAGAGGACGGGCGAAUCAACGUUGAGAGCACGAGGGCACUCCAACGAUCCUACGGAUCCUACAUUCGACGGCUCGAGGCGCGAGCGAGUUGAGAUGCGCGGCAGGAGGAACGUUCACCAGGUGGCUUGCUGACACCCGAAGAAAGGAGCAUAGGAGUGGCGGGAAUCCCGGAGGCAUGACAGACGCGCGAAGAACGGCACGCUGAAGACGAAGAGGAAGAGUCGAGCGACGUCACGCAAGUCACCGGGUCACUUGAGAGAUUCUUCGUCGAGGGAGCGCGCGCUUCUGCUCCGGAGCGAAGGUGACGAUUGGCGUGCAGGAGAGAUCCAGCGUAGCAAGAUGCUCGUCUCAAACUGAUCGCUGGAGGGAAGCAGGGUACAAGGAUAUGAGAAUGUCCGUCGAGCGGACGGGAUUAUGAAAGUCAGACGAGGACCGGAAGAAUCAUUACGGAGGUGCGAGAGCGAGAUUUCCCGAGAAGCGGAAGGAUUGGAAACAGCAACUCGACCAGACCUGAAUGUCUCGAGAUGAUUAGCUUGGCGAGUUGAGCGGUUGAGUGAUACAGAUUACGCAGUGCACUUCAAGAGAGUGCGAUGAGAGAAAGACGAUGCUUCGCAGAAAUCUCCUGGUGAUUCGCACUCGCGACAUCCAGUAGGACAGGGUGCGGUUGCCGUGGGAUAAGGUCGCGGUUGGAUGUCCGCGCGACGCGGGUAUCCGUCGCCAACCAAGAAGAUCGUUCUUCGCGAAUCACCACGCGACGGCGAACGUCCCCGGCGGUCGUGGUCGCGCUCGCGCUGUCAUCCCGAGGGUCAUCUUCGUCUCCCUCCUUAUUCGCGACGGCCAUAUGACUUGACGACCGCCUCCCGCUUCCUCACCCGCUGCUGCUCCUGCCCGUUGACCGAAGUCGGCGGUGCCGGCGGUGGCGGCGACGACGUCGGCGUGGACGAUAGCGCGACGAGGAGUCAACGGCUGACAACGCAGCGGCGUGGCGGCGGUCCGCUGCUUUAAAGCGAGUGACACGCGCCGUCGACGAUUCAGUCGCUCGCCGGCAGUCGGUCCGCGGGUGCGAGACGUACGGUACGGGACGCGCAUGUAUGAAUACACGCGUGCGUGGUCGCGUUUCCCCGGAUCGUCAUCUCUCGCUCGUGCACGUGUACAGCUCGUAGAGGGGCAGAAGAAAGAAGAGGCUCCGUCCGAACCGCAGGGAUUCUGAAGGGUCGGCCGAAAGAGAUCCGAGUGGAAAACGAACGGAGAGGAAGGCGCGCGAAGGUGGCCCUGUCAGCAGCUGUGGAUACCUUUCCUCUCCUCAUCUCCGGCAGUCGUGGUGCGUCGUGAUAUUCGUCGUAGUGGCGCGGUGUUAUCGUCGCGUCCCUGCUGCCCUGGUGAGCGGCGGGAAAGGUGGCGACGGUGGCGGUGCUGGUGUUGGUGGUGGAUACGUAUAUAUAUAGUGGUGGCUGAUAGCGGUGACCCGCGAGGGUGGCGAAACUGGAGCAGCCGGUGGCGAUCGUCGUCGUCGUCGUCGUCGCUGCAGCGGAGGAGCUAUCAUGUGCACGCGGCGGAUUCUCGGACUGGCGGUCGUGGCCCUGCUGACUCUCGGCGGUCGAGCGCGCGCGUACACCAACCAGUGGGCGGCACACAUCGAUGGAGGCGAGGGGAUGGCCAAGCAGGUCGCCGAGGACUACGGAUUUCGCUAUUUGGGCAAGAUAAACGAUGAUUGGUAUCACAUGGAGCAUCGAUCCGUGGUGAAGAGAUCGACGGAGCCGCAUCUCGAAGUGCACCAGAGGCUAAUGAAAGACUCCAGAGUACGUCGAGCGGAGCAGCAGCGGGCGAAAUCGCGCACCAAAAGGGAUCUCAUAAUCAAACGUCCGUCCAAUAUACUAAAUAUGCUGAACGACGAGAGGUGGCCUCAGAUGUGGUAUUUGAACAGGGGAAAAGGUUUGGACAUGAACGUGCAGGGCGCCUGGGCCGAGGGAAUUACCGGAAGUGGCGUCGUGGUCACGAUUCUCGACGAUGGAUUGGAAAAAGACCAUCCUGAUCUUCAAAAAAAUUACGAUCCGCAAGCGAGCUACGACGUCAAUAGUCACGACGAGGACCCGAUGCCAAGGUACGACAUGGUAGAUAGUAAUCGACACGGCACCAGGUGCGCCGGAGAGGUCGCAGCCACUGCCAACAAUUCUAUUUGCGCUGUAGGCGUUGCUUUUGGAGCUGGUGUGGGUGGUGUCCGAAUGUUAGAUGGCGACGUCACAGAUGCCGUCGAAGCGAGAUCCUUGAGCCUAAAUCCCCAGCACAUCGACAUUUACAGCGCCUCAUGGGGACCGGAUGACGAUGGUAAAACUGUGGACGGUCCCGGUGAAUUGGCCACUAGAGCUUUCAUCGAGGGAAUUACCAAAGGUCGUAACGGCAAGGGUUCGAUCUUUGUAUGGGCGUCUGGAAACGGCGGUCGAGACCACGACAACUGCAACUGUGAUGGUUACACCAACAGCAUUUGGACGCUGUCAAUCAGCAGUGCGACCGAGAACGGGCUCGUGCCUUGGUACAGCGAAGCGUGUUCGUCCACACUCGCUACCACCUACAGUUCAGGUUCCACUGGUGAGAAACAGGUUGUCACUACGGAUCUGCAUCAUUAUUGCACCAGUAGUCACACUGGUACCUCCGCAUCGGCGCCGUUGGCGGCCGGCAUUUGUGCCCUUGCACUAGAAGCGAACAGAGAUCUCACUUGGAGGGACAUGCAGCACAUUGUGGUCAGAACCGCCAAGCCUGCAAAUCUGCAAGCACCCGAUUGGGUGGUGAACGGUGUUGGCAGAAACGUGAGCCACAGCUUCGGUUACGGGCUAAUGGAUGCCACUGCCAUGGUACGUUUAGCGAGAAGGUGGAGGACCGUUCCGGAACAACACAAGUGCGAGGUAUCAGCACCGCAUACAGGCAGGCCAAUACCGCCAAAGAGCCAAUUGAUACUCGACUUACAUGUCAAGGAGUGCAGUGGCGUUAAUUUUCUCGAGCAUGUUCAGGCGAAGGUAUCGCUGAUGGCGACGAGGCGGGGUGAUCUUCAAAUACACCUAACGUCGCCACAGGGCACGAAGAGCACUCUUCUCGCUAAGAGGCCACACGAUGUCUCGAAAGCGGGUUUCAGCCAGUGGCCAUUCAUGUCGGUACACACGUGGGGAGAGCGGCCGCACGGUGUCUGGAAGUUAGAAAUUCACAAUGAGGGUCGAUACCUCGGACGCGCAACUCUGCACGAGUGGGCGCUGAUCUUCUAUGGUACCGCGACGCUGCCUGAUCGGACCGAGUACGCGCUGUACAACCCAGCUGGCAUGAACGUACCGAGACGACCGUUCGUGAAAUCGCGCGAGACCAAUCAGAAAAGCCCGAACGCCUUAGUGAAGGGCAAACAGGCGCAGCACAAGUCCGACAAGUCCGGCAGCCUAAGCCCGCCCUACGUGGUGAACGCUCAGAUGCAGUCGCAGCGGAAAGGCAAGGCUCGUGGUCAGCACAAAAACGGCAAGUCGGCGAACCGGCCGAACCCGAAACCUACCGCGCAGACCCUGCGGGGCCUCACUGCAGUCAACAGGGGAUCCGGCAACCUGGCCGGAGAUGUGCGUUUGAUCACGUUGAGACCACGCGGCAGGAGUACACCCAGCCCGAUCACCAGCACCAGCCAAAUAAUCGCCACGACGAAGAUGCAGACCGCGGUUAUGAGUCGGCACAGAAUCGUUGAUAUGGUGACUUCCUCGCCCCUUCAGAGGGGGCUAAUCUUGUUGGAACCACCGGCGAAGACCGCUACCAACAAGGUUCCGGCGGUGUUUCAGCAGUACCCCAAGAUCCAGCAGCUCUAUCCAGUUUAUGGUGGAGCGCGCGGUGCUGGCCAGCAGCUCGCCAUCAGGGCGAAGGGAGAUCUACUGCAGGACGAGCAAUUUGACCCUAGGAACCCGCCGCAGCUGGACAAGGACACAUUGGAGGAGUGGAAACUGGUGUUCUUCGGUACGGAGACGUCAGUAGAGGUGGACGAUCUGGACAGGGACAAGCCACAACCGCCAGUGGUGCACCAGGAGAUUCAAGUCCAGGAUAAUACAGCCACGGACGCCCGACAGAAUGCCGUGGACGCGGACUCGUGGACCGGCAGCCAGCAGGUGGACCGGGUCUCUCAUCCCGAAGUGCAGAGGCCGACAACGGAAAACCAGACGAGCGGCUGCGCCGCCUUCCAGGCCGGGGGCGGCGGGUGCCUAGUGUGCACGCCGGGUUGGUACGGCAGCAACGGCAGCUGCCUGCAACAGUGCCCGUCCGGGACUUACGCGGUCCAGGACGACAGCGAGGCCGGUGCAUUUUGUGCCCUGUGCCAUUACUUGUGCCUGUCCUGCAAAGGGCCCAGUGAGACGGACUGCGUCACCUGUCACGCGGACUCGGAGCUCACGCGGAGCAACGGCGCGAUGUUCUGCGUGCUGAGCAGACUCUCGUGGCAGAUGCAGUACACAGUAUGGUUCAGCAGGAUGACCAUGGCAUUUCUAGUGAAUAUGUGCCUCAUGAUCGUCAUCGUCGUCUGCCUCGCGCUCUACUGGUAUCUCCGCAGACGCAAAUCUGCCCACAAGUACAGCAAGGUGUCGUACUCCGGCAACGGCGAGGCUCACGCGGACACGGAGCAAUUGCGGGGAAGCACUUGUAUCUCCGACAGCGAAUGAGCCGCUUAACGACGAAAUAUCCUCCAAAGGAAGCUGCAAUGUCGCAUCUCGCGCGAAAACGUCCCCUGAAAAUAUUCCCUGAAGAAUAUUGCAGCGAUAUUCUCAUGAUAUUCUCGGAAUAUCGCGAGAAGUUUCUUUGCUUUUUCUCAAAGUGUUCUCACAGUAUUAUCGGUAUUCUGAGGAUAUUCUGAGAGCAUCUUCGUGCGAGAAUAUAGUUCGCGAAUAUUCUGAAAUUACAUCGAAAAGGCGCGUGGUAGUUUCCGCCGGAAUCGACAAAACGUAAUCUUCCCCGGAAGAUGCAAGUGCAACAAGGACACUCGUUAAAAUACGCGACACGUAUGGCGGAUACGAUCGGUCAAUUCAGCGCUCGGCAAAUCGAUCAGAAAUCAAAACGCAAAAGCGAAAGGUGUAUUUGAAGGAGGAACUGCGCAAGAAUAUUUUUUAGAUUUCUUGUUUCCGUGGAAAUGUUUCUGCAAUUUUAUUUGCUGCGCCAGUUCAGGAUUGCGCGUUCGGAAGUUAAACUCGCACUCUUGCGAGCGUAGAAACGUUCCUUUGUAGGAGCAACUUGUGACACGCUUGGACCAUAAAGCGCUAAUGGUGCCGCCAAUCUCCUUUGAAAUGAAGCAAUCGUUGCGUUACAACGUCAAUAUUGUAGCGAUAGCUCGUAACGGCGGAUCGUUUAUCGAUCGCCGCUAGACUAACGUGGAUUAACGUCCCUUGAAGCUAGUAAGUGAUUUCGUGUGACUCAAAGUGUGAGUCUUAAAUGCAGAAGUCCGUUACGCGAUUAAAAGUGAGUGUAGCGUGUCAUUGUCUGCCAAGAUUACCGACAGGCCUAAAUUUUUAUUAGAUAUUUAAUCAGUGCGAAUAUUAUUAAGUAGCUUAUUAAUCAGACAAAAUAAAGCAUCACAUAUCAAAAGAAUAAUCAAAAUUGAAUUAAAGCAUGGAAAAUCAGAACAUUCCUAGACAUCUGCGCCUCAACGCAAGAACAGACUUUGUUUGCAAGAAAAUACUUUGUUUAUUACAUUAACGGAUUUUGCAAAUCGUCGAGUUCCUAGAGUGGAGAGCAACACGGCGCGAUUUAAUUAAUGAAAUUACUAAGCCGUAUUAUGUAUGCAUUGUGCAUUAAUCUGAAAUGUAUUAAGGGAUCAAUAAUAUUUAUUAAACUUCACAGUCAAGCGUAAUGUAUAAUGAUUUUGUUAUUUAAGUAAAAGCUAACACUGAAACGUAUUUUUGUACGAGCAGUUUACCUCAGUAAUGUGAUACAUAUUAGUAAAUUAUAGAUUAUAAAUUUUGUCUCUGCUGCAAUUACCCAUACUUGUUACCAGUAAUCAUUGAAUCACAAUGUACAUUGUUCUUGUUAACGUUGUAAAUUUAGUAAAGCAAUAAAAAAUAACACAAAUUACGAAAACAGAUCUUUAUUAUGCAUCUUCUUUAUUAUGCAUGUCUUUAACGAUUGUCAAAAUUUUUGCAAAAAAGAAAUAUGGAUUAUUUUGCUAAAGAUUUAUUCAACUUUAUUUUUGCUAUUGCAAAAUUAUUUCACAAUCAUUAUACAAUAAAUUGCAAUAGUUGGUUUUAUAUUCGUUUAAAAUGUAAUAAUUAUUUUUAAAUGUAAUUAACGCUUGACUUAAUAGACUGCAUCAAUCUGAAGCAUCUAUACUCAUUUACGAGCGUGAUGCACGCAACAUACAAAGUUAAUGAUACAGUUUUGUUUAUUUUAAUUUACAGUUUAACUGGACCGUCAGUGAGCGUCCGAGAAGCCAAGUAUCCAAUGCCAAAAUAUAAAAAUUACGGGUAGUGGAGUCUGACAAAUAUUACUUACAAUGAUGAGAAAAAUGUAGACGUACACACAUGCACAUACAUACAUAUACAGAAAUAAAUGGACAAACAGAUUA
Messenger RNA from Ooceraea biroi (clonal raider ant), 7279 nucleotides. RefSeq names its product furin-like protease 1. Gene Ontology annotation, molecular function: serine-type endopeptidase activity. The record is from RefSeq and is a predicted model, not a curated record. Gene Ontology annotation, cellular component: Golgi membrane; trans-Golgi network. Gene Ontology annotation, biological process: peptide hormone processing. Lineage: Eukaryota; Metazoa; Arthropoda; Insecta; Hymenoptera; Formicidae.